AACUUGAAGACCUUUGGCAACUAAACCGUACACAAAGAUGAACUACUUGAUCACUAUUUAGCUGCCACUCGCUUCAUCCCGUAGCUGGAAAACCUUCGUUCUGUUAAAAAGCAACUUAAAGGACCGCUGAGUGAGGGAACACAGACAGACAACCAAUUAUCGACAAAAAACUGUCAAGAUGAAAAUGCUUUACAUUGGGAUACUAAUUGGUUGCUUGCUGCAUCUAUCAGGUGCCAGUUUUUACUGCGAAUGCAACGACUGCCCGCACUCAACGAACAAUACUUGCUUAGCUAAAAGCAAAACCUGCUACGUAAAGCUUGAAAGAGAGAAAGACGGUCCCCUGGUUGAGACUAAAGGCUGUCUCGACCCAGCCAAUUUGGCCCUGAUAUUCUGCAAGACUGUCCAAGCUGAUAAAAAUGUCUCUUGCUGUUACGAAAACAUGUGCAAUAAAGAAAGCCGAUUGACGCUACCCUUGUCUCGUAAAGCUACGAAAUCCGAUGGCAACCAGAAAGGCAAUUUGUCAGCUGUGGGCGUUGCGUUAGUGAUCGCCAUUCCAAGUGCCAUUAUUUGCAUUCUGGGGAUCAUUUUCAUUUUGUGGUACAACAAACAACACAGCAAAAGAGCCAUGGGCCUGCGACGCUACGUGGACGUAGAAGUUGGCAAAGAGCUCAUGGGUCCAAGCCUCGAUAUUAGCAAAAGCAAGAAACUGAGUGACAUAAUUGAUCAAAGCAUGUCAGGAAGUGGUGCUGGCUUGCCAUUGCUGACUCAGAGAACGAUUGCAAGGCAAAUUCUUUUGUUCGAGUCGAUAGGCAAAGGGCGAUUCGGCGAAGUCUUCAGAGGCACGUGGAAUGGGGAGAGCGUUGCCGUAAAGAUAUUCACAUCACACGAAGAGUCUUCCUGGUUCCGGGAGGCCCAGAUUUAUCAAACGACGAUGCUGCGACACAAAAGCAUUCUAGGCUUCAUCGCAGCGGACAACAAGGAUAACGGAAUUUGGACCGAACUUUGGAUCGUUUGUGAGUACCAAGAGAAUGGAUCGUUGUAUGACUAUCUGCAAAGGAAAACCUUGAACGUGAAAGAACUGUUAAAUAUUGUAUACAGCAUAGCCAAUGGUGUUGCACAUUUGCAUCUAGAGGUCCUUGGAACUGAGGGAAAGCCUUCCAUAGCACAUCGCGAUAUAAAAAGCAAAAAUAUUCUCGUCAAAUAUGAUGGAACAUGUUGCAUUGCUGAUUUUGGCCUUGCUGUUCUGCAUUCAUCUACCAAAGGAGACAGUGUUGAUAUACCAACUAAUAACAGAAUUGGUACAAAAAGAUAUUUGGCUCCAGAAAUUCUCAAUGAUGUAUUCAAUGUAUUAUAUUUUGACUCUCAUAAAAGGGCAGAUGUAUAUGCCAUGGGCUUAGUUUUCUGGGAAGCAUGUCGCCGUUAUGUGAUAAAUGGUUUUGUCGCUGAGUAUCAACCACCUUAUUACGACAUGCUUCCGUCUGAUCCAACAUUGGAAAAUGUGAGAAGUGUUGUGUGCGAUGAAGGGAAAAGGCCACUUAUGCAGCUAUCGUGGGAAAAUCAUGAUGUGAUGGUACGCAUUAUGAAAAUAAUGAAAGAAUGCUGGUACCAUGAUGGAGCAGCAAGGCUGACAGCUCUAAGAGUUAAAAAGAAUCUUGGUCAAAUUUGUGAAAAGUAUGGUGUGAGAACGUAGUUCAAUGCCAAAAUGGUAAUGGAGUGUUGAUGAAAUCAGAGCCCAGCUGUCAUCUCACAAUGAGUGAUCGCCAUUAUAUAAUGACAAAGGGGAAAGAGCUGUCAUUGACCAGUUAUGCUGCACCCUUGGCAGCUCUGUUUCCCAAGCAGAAAGGCCUAGAGGUUAAAUUAUGGCCUAAGGUGGUAAAGGCAAGCAUUACUUUGGUGUUCGAUGCUGCAUCUCAUUUUGCCAUGCGUAGGAAAAUCAGAUUGUCUUUUCUACCACACCGUGUCAAGCUGUAUUUCUCUUGAAGACCCAAUAUCCCCAAUGUGUAUAUCAUAAAUUGCAUCUAGGCUUGCAAAGCAGGACCUACUGGAAAAAACUGCUAGCAAUUAUCUUUAGUUUUGUUAUAUCCCUUGUUUAUGGCAUGCGAUGGUCAAUUGGGAUAUUUUUUUGUGUUAAUGGCUAAGUAAUACUAUAGGCUUGAUUGCUGACAGUAUCCACAAUGAUAGAAUCAGUGAUCUACAAAAUGGAUAAAUCCUCAGGCUCCAAUCCACAAGACUGUAUGAGUGAAACUACUUUGCAGUUUGAUCUGCUGUGUUGAUCUGCUUGCCAUUUUAUUGUUUCUUUCACCAUUCUGCUCUUUGUGAAUUCAAAGAUUCUACAUAUGCGGCUGCGGUAAAUUUUCUGUGUUAAUUCUUCUUUGAUAGUUCAAUGAAGUCAAGUUGCAGUUAUAUGGUCAUGAAUUAACCCUUGAUUAGAUGGUCAUAAAAAUACACCCUCUCAAACAAUUUUAAUUGCAUUCAUCUUUCUGUACAUUUUUUGAAAAGUAUUUUUAUGUUAGAAAUAGUAUACAGCGUCAUUAAUACAUCUUACUGCCUAAUUAGGUCACAUACCAACUUAACUGCUCCUUUUUUAUUUUUGCAUCUCUGUAGGAUGCAACAUUUUAUUUAUUGUAUCUAACUUUAUAUGUCCAAUUGAAAGUAAAAUUGUCGUGGUAAUCAAGAGGAAUGGUGCAACUUUUGGAGGUCUUAAUGUUUUUUUGUCAUCCAGUGUGACAAGUAAGCUUUGUUUUUGAAUGGAGUGACAGUAUUUGACAAUGUUCUGGUAACACCUAGUUAAAUGUAAAACAAAAGUUUUUCUUGUAUAUAGUAGCAAGACCGUCAGUUUUUAUUAGCCCUGUAAGGGCUGCUUCUCAUUAAUUCAUCUUUUCCAGGCUUGAUAUACGUUGAUUAAUUUUCUGUGUUAUAUGCAGUGCUAGCAUAUUUUCACUGAAUAACUAUUUAGAACUUGCAAUUGCCACUUUGGAUUGUAAUGGUUUUAGAGGGUGCUGUGAUUUUAUAUUUCUCAUAAAUAUAAAUAUUCUAUAUAUACAUAAAAUUAUAUAUUCCUUUGUAUCUUAACUUGUGUAUCUGAUUCAAAGUAGUUUUAGGUAUGAAUGUCAUGUAUUCUGGAAAAAACGCAAAAUUGA
Molecule: messenger RNA, 3140 nt
Organism: Rhopilema esculentum
Lineage: Eukaryota; Metazoa; Cnidaria; Scyphozoa; Rhizostomeae; Rhizostomatidae
Product: TGF-beta receptor type-1
Biological process (GO): cell surface receptor protein serine/threonine kinase signaling pathway; protein phosphorylation; cellular response to growth factor stimulus
Cellular component (GO): plasma membrane; signaling receptor complex
Molecular function (GO): ATP binding; transmembrane receptor protein serine/threonine kinase activity
Source: RefSeq, a predicted model, not a curated record